Molecule: messenger RNA, 1353 nt
Organism: Hirsutella rhossiliensis
Lineage: Eukaryota; Fungi; Ascomycota; Sordariomycetes; Hypocreales; Ophiocordycipitaceae
Product: WSC domain-containing protein
Exons: 5
Coding region: 1-1353 (450 amino acids)
Source: RefSeq, a predicted model, not a curated record
AUGAUGAAAUCCGUUGUCGCCCUGUCUGCCGGCUUCGUCGCCGGCGCCAACGCCUUCUGGCGGAUGGAGUGCCCCGGCCGCGUCGGUAUCGCGCGAAUGGAUCCCAUUGUCAACCCUGGAGAGAUGUCCAGCCACGUUCACUCGAUUCACGGGUCUUCUGGAUUCUAUGGAAACGCAACGUGCCCCGAUCUAUUGGCCGGCGAGUGUACAUCGUGCCGUGUCAAGCAGGACAUGUCUUCCUACUGGCACCCUGCGCUGUACUUCAAGCACGAGUCCGGCGAGUACGAGCUCGUUGAGCAGGUUGGCGGCAUGCUUGCCUACUAUCUGCUCUACGGAGAUGACAUCAAGGCGUUCCCUCAUGGAUUUCGAAUGCUCUCUGGCGAUACCGAGCGCCUCGGCUUCAAUUGUCUCAACUACGGCAAGACCCCCGAGGGUACCCUUGCUCGCCACUUCCUGCCCGACAAGGCCUAUCUCGACGCCAACUGCAAAGAUGGUAUCCGCUUCGAGAUCAUGUUUCCUUCCUGCUGGAAGGGUCAUGGCGCCAUCGACAGUGACAACCACAUGGACCACGUUGCUUUCCCUGACCUCGUCAUGAGCGGUACUUGCCCUGAAUCCCACCCGAUUCGCCUGCCCAGCCUUCUCUACGAAGUCAUCUGGAAUACCGGCGGAUUCAAGGACAAGAAGGGCAAAUUUUUGCUGUCCAAUGGCGAUGAAACAGGCUACGGCUACCACGGAGACUUCAUGAUGGGCUGGGACGAGGAUUUCCUCCAGAAGGCUGUCAACACGUGCACCAACGACUCGGGAAGAAUCGAGGAUUGCCCCCUUUUCGACAUCAUGACCAAGGACGAGGCCGACAAGUGCAGCAUGGAGAAGCCGCUUCCCCAAGAGCUCCGCGACGAGAAUGUCAAGGGACCGAUGCCCAAACUUCCCGGCGGCGGCGGCAAAGGCCACGGCAGCGGCAAGACGCCCGUGCCAACCAAGAAGUAUAGCCCCGGAGAGAAGCCUGCCAAGCCUGCGUCUCCCCUCCCGGGCCAAAUUUUCAAAGAGAAGUCAAGGGGACCGGCGCCGGCCGCCACUGAUACGGCCAAGAACGAGGCGGUUGUGGUGCCUGAGGCGGAGCCUACCCCGGCUGCCGCAGCGCCAGAGCCCGAAGACAAGAAGUGCUACAGCACUCAGUACGUGACCCAUGGCAACGUGGUAAGCAAGAUUCUGCUCGAAGCACAGACGGUGUAUGCCACGGAGUAUGUUGAGUCGACCAAGACGGUGACUGCUCGCGCAACCGAUGCUGCCCACUACCGCCGCCACCGGGCCGCUCAUCUGCACGCUCACGGCCACCGAAAGCGCAAGCUGUGA